This is a messenger RNA of Callithrix jacchus (white-tufted-ear marmoset), 1587 nucleotides long. Its product is annotated as ubiquitin carboxyl-terminal hydrolase 17-like protein 6. Gene Ontology annotation, biological process: protein deubiquitination; regulation of apoptotic process. The record is from RefSeq and is a predicted model, not a curated record. Gene Ontology annotation, molecular function: cysteine-type deubiquitinase activity. NCBI's taxonomy places the organism in Eukaryota, Metazoa, Chordata, Mammalia, Primates, Cebidae. Gene Ontology annotation, cellular component: nucleus; cytosol.
AUGGAGGCCAAUUCACUCCACUUGGGAGGUGAGUCGCACUUCAAGGACUUUCCAAAACUCACAUCUUCUCGGCCAGAUGCAGCUGUUGCCAACUUCAAGCUGAGGUCUCUACCUGAGAAGUCAUCACUGUCAUCUGAGCCCCAUGUCCACCUCUCUGAUGAUUUGGCUCCUGAGCCAGCAAGACAGCUGGCUCCCAGGGAGAAACUUCCUCUGAGUAGCAGGAGACCUGCUGCGGUGGGGGCUGGGCUCCAGAACAUGGGAAACACUUGCUACGUGAAUGCUUCGCUGCAGUGCCUGACAUACACACCACCCCUUGCCAAGUACAUGCUGUCCGGGGAGCACUCUCGAACUUGUCAUUGCCAGAAGUGCUGCAUGCUGUGUACUAUGCAAGCUCACAUGACGCAGGCCCUCCACCAUCCUGGCCACGUCAUCCAGCCCUCACAGGCAUUGGCUGCUGGCUUCCAUCACAGGCAGGAAGAUGCCCAUGAAUUUCUCAUGUUCACUCUAAAUGCCAUGAAAAAGACAAGACUUCCCAGCCACAAGCAGCUAGAUCAUCACUCAGAGUACACCACCCUCAUCCACCAAAUAUUUGGAGGCUACUGGAGAUCUCAAAUCAAGUGUGUCCACUGCGAUGGCGUUUCAGACACCUUCGACCCUUACCUGGACACCGCCCUGGGUAUCCAGGCCGCCCAGAGUGCAAAGCAAGCUUGGGAACAUCUGGUGAAGCCUGAAGAACUCAAUGGAGACAGUGCCUAUCAUUGUGGUACUUGUCUCCAGAAGGUGCCGGCCUCCAAGACGUUAACUUUACACACCUCCCCCAAGGUCCUCAUUCUUGUAUUGAAGAGAUUCUCCCAUGUCACGGGCCACAAACUGGCCAAGAAUGUGCCAUAUCCUGAGUGCCUUGACAUGCAGCUGUCUCAGCAGAACACAGGACCUCUUCUCUAUGUUCUUUAUGCUGUGCUGGUCCACACUGGGUGGAGUUGUCACAAUGGACAUCACUUCUCUUAUGUCAAAGCAGGAGCUGGGGAUGGCCAGUGGUAUAAAAUGGGUGAUGCUGAGGUCACUGCCUGUGGCGUUACUUCUGCCCUGAAUCAACAGGCCUGUGUUCUCUUUUACAUCCGGAAGACUGAAUUGGAAAGAGACAGUGAGACUGUGUCAAUAGCCAGGGAACCAAGAGCCCUUGGAACUGAAGCCACACACAGGGGAGCAACCCAAGGAGACCUCAAGAGACCCGGCCUCCAGGUCCCUGACUCGAAAGAGCUCUUGGAGGAAAGAGCCACUGACGAAACCACCUUAGACCACUGGAAAUUCUUCCAAGAACAAAACAAAACAAAACCAGAGUUCAACAUCAGAAACGUCAAAUGGACGCGGCCUCCCAAUGUACUUGUGAUUCAUCCAUCGAAAUACAAGAGUGGGAUGAAAAACCAUCAUCCUGAACAGCAAAGCUCCCUGCUGAACAACUCCUCCGGGAGCCUGACAGAUCACGAGUCCAUGCACACCGGCACUCUCGCUUGUCUGAAAGGGAGGGCCAGGAGACCCAAAGGGAAGAACAAGCACAGCAAGAGGGCUCUGCCCGUGUGCCAGUGA